This is a messenger RNA of Melopsittacus undulatus (budgerigar), 2456 nucleotides long. It is a transcript of the gene SLC13A2, whose product is annotated as solute carrier family 13 member 2. Lineage: Eukaryota; Metazoa; Chordata; Aves; Psittaciformes; Psittaculidae. Gene Ontology annotation, cellular component: membrane. The coding region runs from base 16 to 1740 and encodes 574 amino acids. Gene Ontology annotation, molecular function: transmembrane transporter activity. Gene Ontology annotation, biological process: transmembrane transport. The record is from RefSeq and is a predicted model, not a curated record. The transcript has 11 exons.
UAUGUUAUCAUAGUGAUGGCACUGUUUUGGUGCACGGAAGCGCUGCCGUUGGCUGUCACAUCUCUCCUCCCUGUCCUGUUCUUCCCGUUGAUGAAUAUCAUGGAUUCAACAACAGUGUGCCAGGAGUACCUGAAGGACAGCAAUAUGCUUUUCAUUGGGGGAUUGCUGAUGGCCAUCGCUAUUGAGCACUGGCAGCUACACAAGCGCAUUGCUCUGCAGGUCUUGCUUAUCACUGGUGUGAGACCAGCCCUACUUCUCAUGGGCUUCAUGGUUGUGACUGCCUUCUUGUCCAUGUGGAUCAGCAAUACUGCCACCACUGCCAUGAUGGUCCCAAUAGCACAGGCAGUGCUGGAGCAGUUGCACAAGUCAGAAGAAGGGUCUAAUUCACCUGGCCAAACCUCUGAAAAGAUUAAUAAGGCCUUUGAACUGCAGGAAGAGUCAACUAAGCCAAAUAGCUCCAAAGAAAUAGAGGGAAAAGGUGAGUGGGUUACGUGUGGUUUUGUCUUUGGGGUAAUGGAGGAUGACCUGAGGCCUUCUUCACUGUCAUUAGAGUUGGUAGUAAGUAAUAGUUAUACCCUGACAGUUGAGGAAGACAGAAAGAGAAAUGAAAGUCUGCUAGAGGAGAAACACAAGAAAUUCAGCAAGGGAUUGUCUCUCUCUAUUUGUUACUCAGCCAGUAUUGGAGGGAUUGCAACUCUAACUGGGACAACACCAAAUCUGAUACUGCAAGGACAAGUUAAUGAGCUCUUUCCUAAAAAUGGCAAUAUCAUCAACUUUGCCUCUUGGUUCUCCUUUGCCUUCCCCAUCAUGAUCUUGUUACUGGCUUUGGCAUGGAUUUGGCUGCUGAUACUGUACUUGGGCUUUAAUUUUCGUGAGAACUUUGGGUGUGCUACAAAUGCCUCUUCGAAGGCAAAGGAGCAACAGGCCUAUAACAUUAUCAAGGAAGAGAAAAAGAAAUUGGGCUCAAUGAAAGUUGCAGAAAUAGCAGUUUUGGUCCUCUUUGUACUACUGGUAGUGCUCUGGUUUACAAGAGAACCCGGCUUCAUCCCAGGCUGGGCAACAGUUCUGUUCAACAAAAAUGAUAUGAGCUAUGUCACUGAUGCUACAGUUGCCAUCUUCAUCUCGACUCUGUUGUUCAUUGUCCCUUCUGACAUGUCGAUCCGUUUCAGAGACAAUGGUCAAACAGGCAGCAAGCCAAAGAUGCAAGCACCCCCAGCUCUCCUGGACUGGAAUGUGGUUCACCAGAAAAUGCCAUGGAAUAUUGUGUUUCUGCUGGGAGGUGGCUUUGCCUUAGCCAAAGGCAGUGAGGAGUCUCAACUGUCCUCAUGGUUAGGAAGCAAACUGACUCCUCUGGAGAAAAUCCCUCACCCAGCUAUUGCUCUCCUGUUGUGUCUCCUUAUUGCCACUUUCACUGAGUGUGCCAGCAAUGUGGCCACCACCACCCUCUUCCUCCCUAUUCUGGCUUCAAUGGCUGAAGCGAUCUGCCUCCAUCCACUCUAUGUCAUGCUGCCCUCUACACUUUCUGCAUCAUUGGCAUUCAUGCUCCCAGUGGCCACUCCUCCUAAUGCCAUUGUCUUCUCAUACGGGCAACUCAAAGUGAUAGAUAUGGCCAAAUCUGGGUUUGUACUCAACAUUCUAGGAGUUCUGGUGAUAAAUCUAGCCAUCAACACCUGGGCUUCAUCUUUGUUCCAACUGCAAACUUUCCCAUCUUGGGCAAAUAAGACAGGUACAUGCCCAUAAUAUGGAGAGGCAAGAAAGCAACAACAGUUUCUGUCAGAGCUGCAGUGAGAGCAAGGCUAUCAUCUACAUGUGUUUUUUACCAAGGCACUGGUUAAAAGACAGGCCUGUUCUGUGGAAAAGGACAAGCCACAUGCAAGCAAAAUCACUCCAUCGAUAACAGCAAUAAAAUUGCCUAACAGUGCUGUUUAGCUGGCAACUUCGUUACCCCAGAAAAGGUAACCUUUGGCUUUCCAACUGUCCCAGGUAUCUUCAGGUUUUCUGUCUCUGCAAGGGUAGGUUUUCCCCAAGUGCUACACUGCUUUUCCAGCUCCUCCUGCAGAAUGUGAAGUCUGCAGCAGGAAAGAGAGAGGUGUGUAUAUAAAGAAGAGACUCUGCAUUCCUGGUCUCCUGAUCCUGAUAAGUAUACAGUCUGCUGUAUGUGUGUUCAAGAUGUACAUGACUGUUAAAUUCUCUGUGGGCAUUCCCAGCAAGACAUGUGCUGUAUGAUUACAGACAAGUCCCAUAUUGUCAGCCCACUCUAUUACUUUGAAACAUAUUUAUCUGCAGUCCACUUAUGAAUGUAAAAGACCAUUUUAUUCCUAGAAUGUCUCUCCCAUUGUUAUUUAUGUAAUAUUACACUUGUGAGGUCACAAUAAGAAGAGCUAUAUUCUUUUGAGAAGGAGAGAAUCCUUGUGUCCUAAAAUAUACAUGACUGAAUUAAAGAUUUUUUUUACGUA